This is a messenger RNA of Prosopis cineraria, 639 nucleotides long. RefSeq lists its product as uncharacterized. Lineage: Eukaryota; Viridiplantae; Streptophyta; Magnoliopsida; Fabales; Fabaceae. The coding region runs from base 1 to 639 and encodes 212 amino acids. The record is from RefSeq and is a predicted model, not a curated record. The transcript has 2 exons.
AUGAGUGCAGAUAAUAUUUGCUCGUGGUGCAAUAGCACAGUUGAAAGUAGUUUGCACGUCCUUCGAGAUUGCACAGAUACAGGACAGCUAUGGGGGUCUGUGAUCAACACUAGAUAUCAACGAGACUUCUUUAAUCUGCGAACAAUAGAUGAUUGGAUUAGCUGGAACUUAAAACAGGGUAAAAAAUUGGAGUUUCAAAUGAACAAUGGAUUAUUCAUGGUUCUAUGCUGGAAUAUCUGGAAAAGAAGGAAUGAACGGAUAUUUGAGGGGAAAAGUCGCUUCAAUGAAUGUAUUAUUGCCCAGGCGAAGGGCAUGAUGAGCUGUUUGGAGAGGGUUCAAACAAAGACAAGUUCUAUUAAUUGGUACGGAAAUGGGAUUCAGAACUGUGACCUACGAUGGAAACCUUCAGAGACAAGUUGGGUGUCACUCUGUGUUGAUGGUGCUUUCUCGAUGACCAUGAUCCGCCGAGCAUGGGAGAUUAGAAUCUGUCAAAUUUCUCGUGAUGCAAAUGUUGCUGCAGAUCAUCUGGCGAAACAAGCUCUUGAUGCGUGGCUUGGGUUGCACAUUCUUAGCUUUCCCAUGGAGAGUCUUGGACGUUGCAUGGAUAACACUUAUACUGUAAAUGAGUCUAGAGUUUAG